This is a messenger RNA of Grosmannia clavigera kw1407, 1347 nucleotides long. RefSeq names its product putative dual specificity protein phosphatase 3. Lineage: Eukaryota; Fungi; Ascomycota; Sordariomycetes; Ophiostomatales; Ophiostomataceae. Gene Ontology annotation, biological process: protein dephosphorylation; negative regulation of protein binding; regulation of ERK1 and ERK2 cascade. The transcript has a single exon. Bases 1 to 1347 code for a protein of 448 amino acids. The record is from RefSeq and is a predicted model, not a curated record. Gene Ontology annotation, cellular component: cytoplasm; nucleoplasm. Gene Ontology annotation, molecular function: protein tyrosine/serine/threonine phosphatase activity; F-box domain binding.
AUGGACGUCGACCCGCCAUCUCCACCUCACACAAGGAUCGCGGCCGCUAUCGCUGGCGGCAUGAUCCUGCCCCAGGGGGUCGUGGCCAACGCGCCGUACGUUGGUCACGCGCCCGCAGCGCCGAGUAUCGUCGUCCCGCUGGCUGGUUCUUCGGUCUUGCGUGGAUGGGGCCAGCCACAGUCGCGGGUAGAGGUGCUGACCACUGGCCCGGACGCUGCUGCCCACGCCUUCCGGGCCGUGCAGAAGCAGCGAGAACAGGCCCAGGAGGUGCGCCGGAAGCAGAUGGCCGCGCGUGGCGAUGAUGAUUCGGCCAUGGGGGCCCUCACGGCCGCCUUGACCUACCGAAAUGUGUCUGGGUCCAUGUCGAUGCGGCCAUCGAUGCUCAACGCAGCCAUCAUGGGUCUCUCAGCCGAGCAGCUGCACCAGGUCACCGGUAGCCGGCCGCAGACGGCCCAGCACAACACCCACAGCUGGACGUACGAGAAGCGCCGCGUGGCCCAACCUGUGCUCGACUUCAUGUACCUGGGCCCAUCGUCCGUGGCGCGCGACCGCGACUUCCUGCGCCGUGCCGGCAUCACCAUGUUGCUAGCCACGCGCGACAGCCGCAUGGCCGAGGCCCGCCUGCUGUCGGUUGGCCGCACCGCAUGUGAGCUCGGCAUCGCCGUCCACUACGUCGACGUGUUUGAGGACCGCCGUGGCGAGCUGAUCCGGGCGCUGCCGGGCGUUGUGCGCACCAUCAACGAGCACAUGAUGCAGCAGUUCCAACAGGCCGGCUCUGACAACGGAGCCGGCGCCGGCCGCGUGCUCGUCUUUUGCGAGACGGGUAACGAGCGCUCGGCUGCUGUUGUGGCUGCCUACAUCCUGACCGUCUACGGCGUCAGCCUGAUCGAGGCUCUGCAGUUUGUCAACGCCUGCCGCUUCUGCACUAGCUUUGACGAGGACACCAAGGGCAUGCUGCUGAACUACUGCGAGAUCCUUCAGGCGCAGCGCGACGUUGGUUGCAGCAACGAUGGCGGCGCUGCCGACGCUGAUAUCGACUGCAGUAGCCAGCCUCCUGCCGAGACUAGGUCCUUUCCAUCCCGGGACAGAUCGCUGGUGCCGAUUCCAUCUCGCAACGCCGUCCCGCCCAGAUCGUCGGCCAGUAGGAGCAGAAGCUGGCCCAAGCGACGGAUCGAAGAGACACUAGACGACGAAGAUGACCGCAGAGAGGCGGAGGGAGACUACGCGUUGUCACGGGAGCCGUCGGCCGAAACGCCCCGGUUGCACCUGGAUAUGGCUCGAUAUCUGGAACGCAAAACCUUUGUCCCGUUCUCAGACGUUGCCGGCCUGCAGGUGCCGCCGAGCUAG